CCCAGCAACCCAGACGGAGAGCAAAGAGGUUCCACAGGAGUGUAACUCUUUCCUUUAAGGCCUGUCGAUGAAUUCCUAGUAUUGGCCUCUCGUUAACUUUUUAUGUUCCAGCUAUCUGUGCCAAAAGUGACAAUAAAAAAAGAGCAGUACUCUUAGAAUAAAGUCUACUGGAAGCGAUAAAAGUUGGAUCUCUGAUACUCACAAAAACAUUGGAAAACAGGUCUUUUGGCCUACCAAAGAAGUGCACAACAGCAUUCCUAGUUGUUAGAAGAUGGAGCUUACUGCAGUGGUUCAGAAAAAGCUUGCUGCUCCAGAGAGAUGUCUUUGUUGUAUCCAGGCCAGUUUAAUAAAUCCUAGUAAUGGCAGCAAAAGCCCCAGAAUAUUGGCUAUUGUUGAAAGGGAAGGCGAUUAUGGGCUGUUUGUACACACUACCUCCAGGCUGCCUGUGCUAUCACCUGGAGACCUGACUGUUGAGAAAGCAUUACCUGUUACUAAUGACACCAGAUGCCAAACACCAGUUGCUUUGGGGAGCAUUAAACAAGGUGACCCAGUUCUGCUUACUAUAAUGUGUAGCAGUGAUAAUUUGAAGCUACAAAUUCCCAAUGGACCACAACUAAGUGCUAUGCUGAAAGACCUGAAAAAGGGAAUCGAUGUCUACUCACAAAAUGCUGGUUUUGGUCUUCCUUCAUCUUUUUCCUGGCUUGAUAAAUAUUCAAAGUCACAAAUAGAUAACAAUCCCUUUGCGAAUGAUGUAUUUGAUCCAACAAAACACAUGCCUGAGAAAACUGAACCAGAAGUUUCAGAUUGGCCUUGGGGUCAUAUUGCAAAACCUGUAGAUAAUGGAGCUACUCCAAUGGUCCAUGCGCGGACAUCUCCUGUGUGGAAGCCAGUUGGAUUUGAAGACAGUUUUUCAAACUUAUCAGUUGAUAGUAAAUCAUCAGCUUCAAGUAGCAGAGAAUUGGGCAGUGACAUGUACAGUUCAAUAGAUAGUGCAAUUGGUCAUGCAAAACCUGAAGGCCCCAGGGAAAGUAUUGUUAAGCUGUACAUGUCCAAAGUAGAAGAUCAGUUCACAAGGCUUGAGACUAUUAGGUUAUUUUGUGGUACAUGGAACACAAAUGGUCAGCCCCCAGGUGAUACAGAUUUAAGCCCAUGGCUCGCAUUUGAUCAAUACCCUCCUGACAUCUAUGCUAUAGGAUUUCAGGAGUUGGACUUGAGCAAUCAGGCUUUCAUAUUUGCUGAAUCUCAGAGAGAACAAGAAUGGUUUGCAGCAGUACGACAGGGCUUGCAUCCACAGGCUGCUUAUAAAAAGCUGUGUUUAAUUCGUCUAGUCGGGAUGAUGCUUAUAUUAUUUGUAAAAAAAGAACUGACACACCACAUUAAGAAGGUGAAGGCAGAACAGGUGGGGACAGGGCUACUUGGGAUGAUGGGUAAUAAAGGUGGUGUGGCCGUGAGGUUUGAACUGUUUGAUACCUCAUUCUGUAUCAUCAACAGCCACCUGGCAGCCCACAUGGAGGAGUAUGAGAGGAGGAACCAGGAUUACAGGGAUAUCAAUUCUCGCCUGCAGUUUCGUGAUCUUCUUGGCUAUGACAAUCCACAAUCUAUCACUGAUCAUGAUCGCAUAUUCUGGUUGGGUGACCUAAACUACAGGAUAAGUGGUCUUGAUCUUGAGAGAGUGAAGAAAGAAUGUGAUGCUGGUAAUUACAGCGUGUUGUAUGAAUAUGACCAGCUCAUUCAACAACGAUCUCUGAAGAAUGUAUUUUUAGACUAUGAAGAGGCACCCAUCAAGUUCAAACCAACAUAUAAAUAUGACACAGGGACUGACUCAUGGGAUACAAGUGAGAAGUGCCGGUGCCCCGCCUGGUGUGACAGGGUGAUGUGGAAGGGAGAGCAUAUAGAGAAUGAAGCAUACAGGAGUCAUCCCAUACUGAAGACUAGUGACCACAAACCAGUCAGUGCAUACUUCUCUGUCAAGGUAAAGAAGAUUGACAUAGAAUUAUACCGAAAAACAUAUGAGGAAAUGAUGAAAAAACUGGACAGACUAGAAAAUGAGUUUUUACCAUCAGUCACCUUAGACAAAUAUGAGGUUAAAUUUGAGAAUGUUCUAUUUAUUGAGCCACAGGCAAAAACAUUACAAAUCACAAAUACUGGACAGGUUCCUGUGCAUUUUGAAUUCAUCAACAAAUUAAAGGAGAAAUCUUUCUGUAAACCUUGGCUAUCUGUCAAACCGUUUUCUGCUGAUAUUCUGAUGGGGGAUUCUGUGACUAUUGAUUUGGAAGUUUAUGUGAACAAAGAUACAGCCCCAACUCUCAAUGCAGGGGAUGAUACAAUAGAGGACAUAUUGGUGCUUCAUUUAGAAGGAGGGAAAGACUUCUUUAUUUCUGUAACUGGUUCAUAUACCCCAAGUUGUUUUGGUUCCUCCAUUGAGAGUCUAGUCAAUAUGGUGGACCCGAUAAGAGAGAUACCCACAGACACCCUUAUCAGUUUGGAACAUAUUCCUACAUCUCCUGCUGGUGAGAAGAGGAAGUCUUUCUUUGGAGACAAUGUAGAACCACUUGAUAUUCCAAAAGAAUUGUACAGGCUGGUGGACUACAUAUACAAGCAAGGAAAAGAGGAGGAGGAGUUGUUCCAGCAGCCUGGUUUACAUACGGAGAUCCAGUGGAUCCGGGACUGUCUGGACACAGGGACCCCAGACACCAUGUCUGGAAGUGUCCAUUCUGCUGCUGAAGCUUUGCUCAUGUUCUUGGAGGCACUGCCAGAGCCUGUCAUUCCAUAUGAUCUUUACCAGCCGUGUCUAGAUUCUGCAAUAGAUUUUGAAACAUGUAAAAAGAUCCUGCUCCAUAUGCCUCCUGCCCACCACAAUGUCUUUGUUUACAUCAUGGCAUUUCUUAGGGAGUUGCUCAAGUACAAGCAGGUCAAUGGAGUAGAUGUUGGCAUACUGGCCCCUCUGUUUGGCGGUGUUGUUCUCCGCCCACCACCAGAGGGAAGCAAUAAGCGAGCCAAGUCCCAAGAGUACAGCAAGAGAAGCCAGUUUGUGCAGCAUUUCCUCCUCAAUGAAUAUGACUGUAACUAGACAACCACUACUAACUAUGUGUUACCUGAGCUGCUUGCUGGGAACAGCAAAAAUUAUGGUGCAUACAUGUUGACUGUUUAAAACUAACACAAUUAAGAUUGUAAUGAUGUAUAUUUUGGAUGCUCUCAUUGGUUGUAUUUCUGGUUUUACUCCAAAUGGAGGAUGUAAGUUGUAUGUAAUGGAUAGGGCUAUAUGUCAUUGAAGUAUUGAACCUCUUUUUAUUAACUGUGUAGAAAUAGAAUGGCUGUGAUUAGAUAUUUCUGUUAUGAUAUUUACAAAUGAUGUCAGAACUGGUUUUAUUUCAACAAAAGAAACUCUGGCUCUUUUAGAUUGUAUAUAAAUCAAGGACUUGGUUAAGUGUAUUUACAUCCAGACAGAAAAAAGACGUUUAUCUGCCACAGUUUGGACUUUUCAUAAACUUCUAAUGACUGGAACAUGAACUUUUUAGAGUUCAAAAAUAUAAUGAUUUACUAUGUAUAUGUAAAUAUGUAUGCAUUGCAUGUAAUUAUUUAUUUAUGGUUUGGAGAUAAACUUAAUUCAUCAUA
Messenger RNA from Lingula anatina, 3615 nucleotides. Its product is annotated as inositol polyphosphate 5-phosphatase OCRL. Gene Ontology annotation, molecular function: phosphatidylinositol-4,5-bisphosphate 5-phosphatase activity; inositol phosphate phosphatase activity. Lineage: Eukaryota; Metazoa; Brachiopoda; Lingulata; Lingulida; Lingulidae. The record is from RefSeq and is a predicted model, not a curated record. Gene Ontology annotation, biological process: signal transduction; phosphatidylinositol dephosphorylation. Gene Ontology annotation, cellular component: membrane.